Molecule: messenger RNA, 2654 nt
Organism: Cheilinus undulatus (humphead wrasse)
Lineage: Eukaryota; Metazoa; Chordata; Actinopteri; Labriformes; Labridae
Gene: slc5a6b
Product: solute carrier family 5 member 6
Exons: 16
Coding region: 359-2212 (617 amino acids)
Biological process (GO): sodium ion transport; pantothenate transmembrane transport; biotin transport
Cellular component (GO): membrane
Molecular function (GO): sodium-dependent multivitamin transmembrane transporter activity
Source: RefSeq, a predicted model, not a curated record
GCAAAGGACUGAGAGAUAAGCCAGAUGGUGCGUCAAUUUAACGCUUUGUCAACACAGUAGAGAAAUUAAUCUGAAUAAGAACACAAAUGUCGUUCCUUAAAGUUCGUAUUUUGCGUUAGAAAUAUUUUUAAAGGUGUUUUUUUUAAACUUAGGCAGCGCUCUUGAGCGCGUUAGUAGGCAGUAUGGGACUGCUAUUGACAGGCGGCCAUACCCGGAUACCAACACUGCAGGCAUGUAAAGGCUGCCGGUCUCAUCUGACUGAUGGGUGUGGACAAUAACAUUUCCUCUGCGUCUGAAUGUUCGUCUGCAGGAGAACCAAAAAGUCUCCACCUGCAGCUGAGCCUCAAAGACAAUCACCAUGGACCCGUCCAACCAGAAGCACUUCACGCUCGUGGACUAUGGGAUAUUUGGGUUGUUGCUCGCCGCGUCGAUGGCCAUUGGGCUGUACCACGGCUUCACAGGUGGACGUCAGCGCACCACGCAGGAGUUCUUGAUGGCCGACAGGAGCAUGCGCUGUCUUCCUGUGUCCCUGUCACUCAUCGCCUCAUUUCAGUCGGCCGUGGCGAUUAUAGGCGUACCGGCAGAAAUCUACACUCAUGGUACUCAGUACUGGUUCCUCGGCUGUGCUUACAUUCUUGGACUCCUUAUUCCUGCUCAUGUUUUCAUUCCAGUGUUGUACAGACUGCGGCUCUCCAGUGCUUAUCAGUAUCUUGAACUGCGCUUCAGCAAACCAGUGCGUAUCUGUGGGACUCUGACCUUCAUCUUUCAGAUGGUUAUCUAUAUGGGAGUUUGUGUCUAUACUCCUGCCUUUGCACUAAAUGCAGUUACUGGAUUUGAAUUAUGGGGAGCGGUGCUGGCCACUGGACUUGUGUGCACAUUAUACACUACAAUAGGAGGUUUGAAGGCGGUCAUAUGGACAGAUGUCUUUCAGACCGUGGUGAUGUUUGUGGGGCAGCUGGCUGUCAUCGUGGUGGGGGUACUGCAGAGCGGAGGAAUUUCUGAAGUCUGGAGGAAAGCCUCAGAAGGAAACCGCAUCGCCGUGCUCGACUUAAACCCAGAUCCUACAGAGAGACACACGUUCUGGACUCUGGGGGUUGGUGGAGUCUUCCUCAUGCUGUCGCUGUAUGGAGUAAACCAGGCUCAGGUCCAAAGAUAUCUCAGCGCACGCACAGAGAAAGAAGCUGUCAGGUCGUGCUACAUGGUGUUUCCCUCCCUGCAGCUGGCUCUGGCUCUGAGCUGUGUCAUGGGCCUCGUCAUGUUUGCACGUUACUGUGGAGAGGAUCACACGGACAAGCUGGGCUCCUCGACACGAGAUGCAAUGGUGAUCUACUUUGUGAUGGACAUGCUGCAGGGUCUGCCGGGACUUCCUGGACUAUUUGUUGCCUGUUUAUUCAGUGCAGCUCUCAGCACCAUCUCUUCUGCUUUUAACUCUUUGGCCACUGUAACGAUGGAGGACUUCAUCAAACCACAUUCUCCUGCCAUGACUGAAGCAAAAGCAACCCUGCUGUCCAAAGCCUUAGCCAUGUCCUAUGGGCUGCUCUGUCUGGCCAUGGCCUAUCUCACUCACCUGAUGGGAGAUUCAGUCCUGCUGGUGGCUUUGAAAAUCUUCGGGAUGGUUGGCGGUCCCAUUCUUGGUCUGUUUUGUCUCGGGAUGUUCUUCCCCUGGGCUAACUCCACUGGAGCAUUGGCUGGUUUGGGGGCGGGACUUUCUCUGUCUUUCUGGGUCGGCAUUGGAAGUAUCAUCACUAGAAGCUCCAGUGCGAGACCGCUGCCGCCAACAUGCAGAGCCGUCAACGCAACUACUGCUAUUCAGACUGCACUUACUAACGUCACUCUGAGCCAACCGACUGGCCUGAGGAGGUUUUAUUCGUUGUCCUACAUGUGGUACAGUGGGUUCAGCUGCUUCUCAGUCAUCCUCACUGGUCUGAUCAUCAGCUUUAUCACAGGCCCUAUGAAAGAGGAAGAUGUGACACCAGGAACAAUCUACCCCUUAUUUGGGAAACUGUUUUGUUUUCUACCUGAACACCUCAAAAAGAAGCUCUGCUGUGUGACUCCUCUGGCUCCAAUGGCAUCAUCACAACAGAACCAGCCUCCACAACAGAAAGAAAGUAAUGGACUAGUGUCACAUGAAGACGUCCAAUCAGCAGGGGAGACGGAGUCUUUCCUCCCUGAGACAAACACGCCUUUUGUGGAGUUUGAGACAGGUGUGUGAUGACUCAGCUCCAUAUUUGACUGGAGAACCAUUUACAAGCCUUUAUAGGGAGAAUGUGGACUAAAAAAUAGAGAUUUAAUCAUUUGUUUGCCUUUGCUUUGUGGCAUAGAGACAAUAUUUAAAUCUGCACUAUGAAGUGAUGAUCACAGUGAUGAUCAAAGAACUGAACAUCAUCAGUCUGCACUUGUCUGUUUUAUGUGAACUGUCAGAUAUCAAGAAAAUUAUGGAACAGCUAAAAAUAUAGAUGUAUUUACUUUGAAUUCAUACACAUUAUCAUGUAAAUGUGUAUAAAAAUUUCUGCUUGACUGUUGUUUACUACUGCUAUAGCUGUCUGAAUGAACCACUCACUUUAGGAGAUGAGUGUUAAAUAAAAGAUUGACUUUUGUCUUUAUGGAUGCCAAAACAAACAGUUUUUAUAAAGAAUAAAGACUUUUAUACUUGA